AUGGAGGUCACAGACGCCCGGUGCCCCCCCCUGCCUCCGCCCCCCCACUCGACUAUCCAGGAGAACAGUAACAGUCUGAAGGCUGGAGGGACCGUCACCUACUCCUGCGAAACGGGUUAUCUGCUGGUCGGAGAAGCGACUCUCUCCUGUCAGCUGGGCGGGUCUUGGAGUGCCAGUCAGCCAUCUUGUUUGUUUACCGACUGCGGGUUGCCCUCUCAACCUACUAACGGCCAGACCAUUCUACUUAACAAGACGACUACUUACGGCUCUCAAGUUACUUACGAGUGUGGCCCAAACUUCUGGUUGAGUGGCAGUGAGGUCAGGUCAUGUGGAAGUGACGGAAAGUGGACCGGAAGUGACCCCGAGUGUGUGUUGAUCACUUGCGGGGAGCCUGAAGUGCCUGCUGGAGGAUUCGUCACUGGCUACAGUUUCCAAGUCGGCUCUGAGGUCCAAUACUUCUGUGAUGAGGGCCACAGAUUAGAGCGAGGAAUUAAAGCGAGCCUCAUAUUAGAGCGAGAGCGAGAGAGAGAGAGCGAGGACGACUUCAACGGCCACCUGGAGGAACUGAGCGAGAGUGAGCGAGGAUUAGAGCGAGUAGAGCGAGGAUUAGAGCGAGUAGAGCGAGAAAUUGAGCGAGACAACCCUGUGUACGUCAGAACAUGUGCACACGACGGCCUGUGGUCUGGAGCUGUGCCUGUGUGCGUGUACACAGACUGCGGCCGUGUACAAGCGGUCCCCAAGGCGGCUAUUGCGUACACGGACGACAAAACGCACAUGGGCGGUGAAGUUACGUACACGUGUGCACAUGGCUACCGGCUCAAGGGAAACGCACAUAGGAAGUGUACACGGGAAGGGGUUUGGAGUGGAAGCAACCCGGUCUGUGAAGAGAUUAGAUGCCCCGCCCCCCCCGAGGACGACCCCAAACUUGCCUCGUCCCAGCCCGGCCUCGCUUCGUCUCGGCUCAAACUGAUCUCGGGGAAUGACCGCCGACUCCCCUCGCUCUAUGGCAGAAGGAGAGGGAGGGGGAAAGAGAGAGAGAACGAGAGCUACAGGGUUGGCAGUGUGGCGACCUACGAGUGCCCCAAGGGAUAUGUUGUCAAUACUACUUCUACUACUACUACUACCCCGACUACUGAUACUACUUCUACUACUACUACUACUAUUUCUACCGCUGCUACUACCGCUGCCCUGCUGACCUGUAGUAGUAAUGGGACUUGGUCUGGUCCUGUUCCUGCUUGCUCUUAUGUGGACUGUGGACUACCGGAGAAGAUAGUCAGCGGGUACUAUCGCCUCUUAAGUAACACCACACACUUCGGCUCGCAAGUGGCGUACGAGUGUGUCCCUAACUACAAGGUCCAAGGGAGGAUUAGGAGACACUGCCUAGCCAAUGGUACUUGGGCUGGUGACUCUCCGCUGUGUGAAGAAGUCCGAUGUCCCAACCUCACUACAACGCUGACUACAGCCUUAAGUGUGGUAGUGGAGGAUAGUGGCAGAGUGGAGGCUACAGCGGACUAUUCCUGCGAGAAGGGGAGGAGGAUAGUCGGGAAUAGUCAGCGGAAGUGUGGUAGUAAUGGUAUCUGGAGUGGCAGUCAACCGCGCUGUGAAUAUGUGACCUGCGACCUACCACAAGGCUUGGAUAAUGGUAGGAUAGUCCGACUCAACCAGACCCUGGAAUACGGUAGCCUGGUCGAAUAUCACUGUCUACCGGAACACAGGCUGGUCGGGGGGAGCUUCCGGAGGUCGUGCGGCGAGCUGGGCGAGUGGUUGGGUGGAGAACCGAAGUGUGUGUUGGGUCCAGAGGAUGCCUACAACACCAUAGGCUCCGAUAGUAGUAGUAGUAGUAGUGUGAGUACUACUUCUACCGCUAGCAACACCGGGCUCUACAUCGGACUAUUCUUCGGGCUCAUCCUGGCGAUAGUCUUCAUAGGAGUGCUAGUCUACUUCAGAAUGAAGCAGCGGAGAGAAGGAGGAGGAGGAGGAGGAGGAGAAUGGAAGGGAGGAAGAGGAGGAGGAGGAGGAGGAGGAGAUGAGAGACCUCCCCUCCCCCCCCCAAAUGACCAGAAGACCACUCCUACCAUGACCUAUUCAAGCCUGACCGACCCCAUUACAGGGAACAACAUUUAUGAAAACAUUGAAGAGGAGGAAGACGAAGAGGAGGAGGAGGCGAGGAGGAGGAGGAGGAGGAACGACUACAAUAACUACUACCACAACAACAACAACAACAACAACCAUCACUACCAAAACACUGAGGAAAUUGACCCAUCUACUCCAUCUACCACUACCCCUGUCUAA
This is a messenger RNA of Eriocheir sinensis (Chinese mitten crab), 2292 nucleotides long. Its product is annotated as CUB and sushi domain-containing protein 3-like. Lineage: Eukaryota; Metazoa; Arthropoda; Malacostraca; Decapoda; Varunidae. The transcript has 16 exons. The record is from RefSeq and is a predicted model, not a curated record. The coding region runs from base 1 to 2292 and encodes 763 amino acids.